GUUUACACUCUCUCUGGCAAAACAUGGCCGCUGACAGACUCACUCGUGGAAGUUAGUCUUCGUGAACUCUUUAAAAUGCGCUAAUCUUAAAUUACAAAACAGACAAUUACGCAGUUACAAAUUCAAUUGAUUAAUUUACCUUGCUGUUAUUUUUUUAUUUUUUUUUAUCUUACCUCCCUGUGGUCCGCUAGCCACUCAAGCUAGGUAGCGAGCUAACUUCUCCAUAGGGAACAAUGACAGCGACUUCUGCAGGUAGCACCAGCUGUCUCACCGCUAAAGGACUGGACAUAAGCCUGGCUGCUCUGCAGCGACAAGACCCAUACAUCAAUAAUAUUGUGGACGUGGCCAGUCAAGUUGCCCUGUAUACUUAUAACAACAGGGCAAAUGAGUGGGAGAAGACAGAGGUGGAAGGCACCCUAUUUAUCUACACAAGACUGGCAUCUCCCAGGCAUGGUUUCACCAUUAUGAACAGACUCAGCAUGGAGAACCUGACGGAGCCAAUCACCAAAGACUUGGACUUUCAGCUUCAGCACCCCUUCCUGCUUUACCGCAACGCACGACUGGUUAUCCACGGAAUUUGGUUCUACGAUAAGGAGGACUGCCGACGCAUUGCGCAGAGGAUGAAGAUUCUGACCCAGCAAGAGCAGGCCCUGGCUCAGUCGCAGGGUGGAUGGUUGUCUCCAGGAGGAAGGGGAGGAGUCGGUGGAGGAGAAGGUGGAGGAGGAGGAGGAGGAGGAGGAGGAGAAGAUGUUGGGGGAGCACUUGCAGGAAUAGUCGGAGGCGGCGGCGGAAGUCAGGCGAAGGCGGUGGACAUAAUCCAGAUGUUGACUAAGGCGCGCACAGAGUAUGACAAGUCUGCAUCAGAGCCAAAGGAGAUAGGAGGCAGCAGUGUUCUUUAUGGAAACCCCAACCUGAUCAAACCAAUACCUGUUAAACCGAGCAAGCAGGACGGUGACACUCAGCCCAAGCCUCUCUCUCUGGCCACUCUUUUCGGCUCUCAACCUCAACACUCACCCAAACGCGACCCAGCCCCUCCCACGGCCGCCCCGGAGACGGGCCCGUCGGCGGAACGGGUGGCGCGGCCCCCCGUGGCCCGCUCACUGAAAUACGACGACGCGGUCAACUCCGGCAGAGGCGCCGCGUCCGCCUCCGCCGCGGUUGGCUGUUCCGACGGAGGGCCGAGGGCUUCGAUUGGACGACAAACGGCCGGGCAGCACGGCGGCAACGCCGUCGCGGCCUUGCUGCCGAGUCCCACUGGCGCCCGUCAGCAGCAGCAGCAGCAGCAGAAUCCUCCCCAGCACUGCCCGGCCAUCCAGAAACUCAUGCAGGGACAGGGGGCAGUCGCGGCGGUGGGCGGUGGGCUUCAGACCCUGUCCGAGUCCCCCGAGAACCGGCUGUGUGACAACGGGGUGCCGCUGGAGCUCCAUCACCAUCUGUACCACCAUCAUCAUCACCACCAGCAGCACCACCUUCAUCAUCACCAUCAACAGCAGCAGCAACAGCAGCUGCAGCAGCAGCAGCAGCUCCAGCUCCAGGCUGACCCAAUCAUGAGACUAUUCCAAACCCAGCCCACGCCGGCCUCCUCCAACCUGCCCGCUUUGCAGCAGAGCCCCCAUCGCCCCUCGCAGCCCUUGCUGGUGGAUUCGGUGUCCUGUUCACACCUGCAAGCGCAACAAAGCCAGCAGCUGUUCUACAGCCUAGUUAAACCUCAGACGGAGGCACAGCACAACCAGGGACCAGGUUUGCUUCCAUCUCAGGUGACCGCCGACCGAGUCCUUCAAUCUUUACAAGGUCCGUCUUCCCAGAUGUCGGGUGUGGUGUCGCCCCACGAGCUCCUGCAAAAGCUCCAUCUGGUCCAGCAGGAGCAAAGCCUGACUCCCCACGACCCCCCGCGACCCUGUCCGGGCCUGGCCCCUCGGUUCUUGGGGCCCACUCAAAGUCAAGGCGCGGAACCGGUCUCCGUCCAGACCGCGGCCUCCGCGGGGCAAAAGGCAGCGCUGCAGUUUCAGGUCAUCUCCCCCCAGCGGAUACCAGCCACUGUGGCGCCCAACCUGCUCCUCUCCCCUAGUGUGUUCACUCAGGGAAAGUCCGGCGGCGGGUUUUCAGCAGUGGCCCAGGAGAGCUGCCCCGGCCCCUCGGCCCAGUCCAAACCCCCGGUGCAGGAGGAGAUCAGGGUCCUGUCCAGAAGCCAGAUUCAAGCCACACUGCUGCACAUGAUCCAGACUGACAGCUCAUUCCUGGACACCAUCUACGAAGCCUACGUCAGCCGCUUCGCUAAUGACUCCAGGAGCAAGUACUGAUGACGCUUCACACCUUCUGUCUGCACAUGUACUCCCUGUCCAGAGCAGUGGGGCUCGUUGUGCUACAUCUAACAUGGAUCUAGCUCUUCCAAUCUCACACACACACACACUUACUGUAUCCUCUCUGCACUGACGAGCCAGUGAACCUCAUUUAGUACCAAGUCGAUUGCAACAACAAAAAAUAAGCAGUUAUCAAAAAUGCGUUGUCAGUGUGUUUCCAUCUAAAAUGACUUUUAUGACCGCAGAGUUUGAUUUUAAUUUGUUUUUUUUAAAACUGAAAGACACGCUCAAACUGACUUGAAACUGGAUGUAAAACAUAUUAAGCAUCUUUGGUUUUCUGUACAUUUAACAAUAUGUUUAAUUGUUAACAAAAUUUGUUGGAUUUUAAUUCUUUUAAAUUAAGUUCAUACUAAUUUGCUUUUACUAUCCAAAUUCUUCACUUCAAUUCAAAUGGAAACUUGUUGUUUUUAAUUAUUCACUCUAGCUGGGAUGAAUAUCUAUUUGUAUUUUAGUUACUGUUGAUAAAUUGGUGUCACGCUAACUCAAAGUAGCAAGGAAUGUACAGGAGACUCAACUUGCCCACAGGGAGCUGGUUCAGAGACUGUGUUUUUAUUCUGGUAAAUGUCACUUAUCUGAUUGAACGUGUUUUAAAGAAUAAAACUAACUGUAGUUUUCAAUUAUUCUUUUUUUUAAAUUUGUUUAACAUGAACAAACAAAAACAUUGACCGUCUUUUGAUGCACUGAAACAUCACCCAAGUUGUAUCACAGGAGUCCCCUCAGCAAUAAUACAACUUUAAUUCAUCAAACAGGCCAUAAAGCCAUAAAAAGCAGCAGAGAAGGUAUUUAGAUGUAUCCAAUAAUACUUGUUUUGAGUUCACAGGCCUGUUGAAAGCUAAUGUAGAAGAAAAUAUGUUCGUAAAGGCACUUCCAAAAUACUGUUAUGAUACAUGUACUGCAUACUGUCACUCACACGCAAUCAAUACAAAUGCCACAAUUGAUUUGGGUUAGGGUUUACUGUUUGCUCUAAGCUCCUGUGAACUUGUAUGAAACCGCCACCAGAGUUCACAAAAACAACAACAACAACAACA
Pungitius pungitius (ninespine stickleback) is the source of this 3388-nucleotide messenger RNA. It is a transcript of the gene dcp1b, whose product is annotated as decapping mRNA 1B. NCBI's taxonomy places the organism in Eukaryota, Metazoa, Chordata, Actinopteri, Perciformes, Gasterosteidae. The transcript has 11 exons. Gene Ontology annotation, biological process: deadenylation-independent decapping of nuclear-transcribed mRNA; deadenylation-dependent decapping of nuclear-transcribed mRNA; positive regulation of catalytic activity. Gene Ontology annotation, cellular component: P-body. The record is from RefSeq and is a predicted model, not a curated record. Gene Ontology annotation, molecular function: mRNA binding; enzyme activator activity. The coding region runs from base 234 to 2300 and encodes 688 amino acids.